Molecule: messenger RNA, 657 nt
Organism: Peronospora farinosa
Lineage: Eukaryota; Oomycota; Peronosporomycetes; Peronosporales; Peronosporaceae
Source: the annotation of a GenBank genome assembly
AUGGUGGCGGUGGAUCAUACGAAAGAUCAGUUGAAACAAAUGAAGAAAGAGAUGGAGUGGGAUCAAGGAACAGAAGAACCAUCCGUGCACAUCGAUGCAUCAACGAUGCGGUUCAAGGCAAAGAUGAAAUUCAUUAUGACGCUUGGACCGUAUAUCAUCCCACUGACAAUGGUGUAUUGGGCAGAGUAUACCAUGCAGACGGGGGUGUGGUCGGCGAUUGGAUUUCCCGUGGAAAGUAAGAAGGCUCGGACUAGUUUUUACUCGUCAGCAGGUUUUGCGUACCAAGCUGGCGUCUUCAUUUCGAGAUCAUCAGGUGUACUUUUCCAGGCAACGAGGCCGAUGUUGUACCUCAUGCCGGCAUUGCAAAUGAUACUGCUAGGAUUUUUUACUGUUGUGGCGGCCACGCACUUCUGGUACAAUUGGGGGUUGCUGUUUGUGUGCUUCGUGGUUGGGUUGCUCGGUGGUGGUGUUUAUGUGAAUGCCUAUACGUUGCUGUCAAAGGAGGUUCCGCCAAGCCAUGUAGAGUUAGCACUUGCGGCCGUGUCCGUUGGCGAUACGGUUGGGGUCAUGUUGGCAGACUGCGCUGGUUUAUUCCUUCAGGGUUGCCUGUACUCCAUCAACCACCUCCCAGGCGCCUCCAUCCAUGUGACUUGUUGA